Chlorella variabilis is the source of this 642-nucleotide messenger RNA. RefSeq lists its product as hypothetical. The record is from RefSeq and is a predicted model, not a curated record. Bases 1 to 642 code for a protein of 213 amino acids. Gene Ontology annotation, cellular component: mitochondrial inner membrane; TIM23 mitochondrial import inner membrane translocase complex. The transcript has 4 exons. Gene Ontology annotation, biological process: protein import into mitochondrial matrix. NCBI's taxonomy places the organism in Eukaryota, Viridiplantae, Chlorophyta, Trebouxiophyceae, Chlorellales, Chlorellaceae. Gene Ontology annotation, molecular function: transmembrane protein transporter activity.
AUGGGUGUGGUGGGCGGCGGCCUUUGGCACCUGCUCAAGGGCAUGAAGAACAGCCCCAGCGGGCACCGCUUCGUGGGCGGCAUCGAUGCGAUCCGGCGAGAGGCGCCGCGCAUCGGCGGCAGCUUUGCGGUGUGGGGCGGCCUGUUCAGCACCUUUGACUGCACGCUGGUGGCUGUGCGCAAGAAGGAGGACCCGUGGAACAGCAUCGCAGCGGGGGCGCUGACGGGCGGCUUCCUGCAGCUGCGCACGGGCCUCAAGUCGGCCGGCAAGUCGGCUGUGUUUGGCGGCGUGCUGCUGGCCAUGAUUGAGGGGGUGGGCAUCCUGCUGACACGCGUCACCGCGCCGCCGCCCGCGCCCGUUCCCAUGGUGGAGAUGCCGGGCCCCAGCCCCAGCAGCGGCAAGAGCAUGGGUGCGCAGUCAGAGGAGAUGCCCGCCAUCCCGCCGCCCAUGCCAGCGCCCGGCGCCGAGCCGGCGGCGGCAGCCAGCGGCGGCGGCGGCGGCUGGCUUGGCAGCUGGUUCAGCGGCGGCAAGAAGGAGGAGGACAAGGCGCCCGCCCCCGCGGGUGACCUGUCCGAGGACCGCUUUGCGCCGCCGCCCAUGCCCAACUUUGGCGGCAGCAGCCCUGAGCCUCAGUUCCGCUGA